Setaria italica (foxtail millet) is the source of this 1639-nucleotide messenger RNA. RefSeq lists its product as uncharacterized. The transcript is spliced from 8 exons. Gene Ontology annotation, molecular function: protein binding. NCBI's taxonomy places the organism in Eukaryota, Viridiplantae, Streptophyta, Magnoliopsida, Poales, Poaceae. The coding region runs from base 666 to 1331 and encodes 221 amino acids. The record is from RefSeq and is a predicted model, not a curated record.
GUGAACGAGACCCCUCCGUUUCCCAUGUGAACGGGAUCCACCAGAGAACCUUAUCUCUUCCCUCCUUCUUCCCCAACCAUUCUCUCUUUUGCUCCAUUCUUUUUCAAUGGCCAGUUUGGUGGACUUGGUAAAUACCAAAUGCGGUGUCAUACAAAGGUUGCGCGGCGGCGCAUCGCGGGGCCACAGCAAGCAGCCCGUGGAGGUUGAGCCAGCGUGCGGUGGGUGCUUCCCUCAACGAGAUCAUGCUGCUCGACACCAUGGCGAAGCGGAGCAGCGGGAGCUCGUGCGGUUGUGCCUACCGACAACUCCAUCGACGAAUUGAAGUGCAAGCCAUAGUUUGUAGUCAGAUUAUCUAGGGAAUUCAGAGUGCAGUGCUGCGAUUCUGCAGUUAUUUGUUCAAAAAAAAUGCAAUUGCCGAACCAGCCGACCAUUCAAUUGUGCUCUGGGCUGGGCCUGUUAUCAGUUCCAGACCUGCCAAAUGGGAUGGGCCUAAUCAGUCGUGGCCUUGCCGUGUGCGACCGAGACUAGUUGUCCAAUGGUCCAAGGCCCAGAGCCGCACAAGAAUCGACCACGAAUCUCGGAGAGCCCCCCCUCAAAAAAAAAAGAAAACGAAUCUCGCAGAGUCGCAGUCCUCUCUCUUCCUGACGAGUGACGAGAGCCCGGCGAUGGCUGCCGCCGGCGACGAGCCGGAGACAGUGGAGGUGACGCUGCGCGCCGUCGGUCCGUCCCGCCCCACCACCAUCCGCCUCCCUCCUCUUCUCUCGGUCUCCGAGCUUCGCCGCCGCGUCGCGCGCGACCGCCGUCUCGAAGCCACAGAAGAGGGCCGCCUCCGCCUGGUCCUGCGGGGGAGGCCGCUCCCGCACCAAGACGACGCCCAUGUCAACCUCCGCGAUGGGGAUACACUAAUAGUAGCCGUGGCCCCUAAGCCGCCUGCUAAGCAUCUCCUUGACAAUGACGAUGAUGAGGAGGAAGAGGAAGAACUGAAGUUCAAAAUACCACAAACGACAACCUUGUGGAAGAGGAAAAUCUUCAUGUUCCUACGAGACAAAUUGAGAUUACCUGAUAUCAUUUUGAUGGGGCUGUUUUCGCUCAGUAUGAAGGCAUGGAUUAUUAUUGCAAUGUGGUUCCUAUUUGCACCUAUAGCUCAACACUAUAGCCUUGGACCUCUAUAUAUACUUGGUACCGGUUUCUUGAUCAUACUUCUUAAUCUUGGAAGACGACAACAAGGUGAUGUUAGUGCAUACUCUAUAUUCAAUGAAGACUUCAGGGAGCUACCAGGAACACUUAAUGCAGAUCGCAUAGAUAGAGAUAUCCGAGCAGGUCAAUUUUGAGGCCUUAUAUGGGUGAAUAGCAACCAUGGUAUGCUGAACUUUGUACAGAAGCAUAGUGGGCAUUGUCUUUGUUAAUGCCUGGAAGAAAACAUUUUCUGGAUCAAGAUAGUGCCCUUCUAAGGUCCAAUGUGUUUCUUACCUGUAAAGUGAAUGAGCGUUGCAUGUUGACGAAGAGAAAUUACUAGCACACUUUGGAGAUGUCUGAAUUUGCCAACCCAAAAGAGCUGAGUCGUCGUAAGACUGGCAGCCCUGCUCUUAUAAACCCUUACAUACUUUACUUAUAUGUAUGAGAGUUUUAUUUAAGUUGA